GCUGCCAGGACCCCGGGGCCGGGCGGCCGCGCGUCCUCCCGAGGGCUGCAGGAUAUCUGUGAUGAUGAGGUAACUCUUCAAAUAUAAUUGAGCCCUCCAAGUUUGUCGUCUUCAUAUCUUCACAUUGCCUCACAUGGUGCGUUGCUGAUCGGUCCAAGCUUUUAUGUUUAAAAUACAGAUUUCCCCCCCCCCUCAGACAUAAUGUCAACUGGAGAUGACCAGCAAUCACAGGCUCUUACCAAACCCGCUUUCAGUGAAGUACAAGCCUGUGCACUUGUGGAAUCAGUAUUUGGGUUAAAGGUUUCCAAGAUCCAGCCACUUCCUAGCUAUGAUGACCAAAACUUUCAUGUAUGCAUUUCAAGAACCAAAGACACUACUGAUGGUCCAGCUGAAUAUGUCCUCAAAAUAAAUAACACUGAGUCUAGCAAAACUCCAGACCUGAUUGAAGUGCAGAGUCACAUCAUCAUGUUUCUGAGAGCAGCUGGAUUUCCUACAGCCUCUGUUUUUCAUACUAAAGGGGACAACAUAACCUCUCUCAUGUCCAUAGAUAGUGGAUCUGAAACCAAAAGCUACUUGGUGAGGCUGCUGACUUACCUCCCAGGAAGACCUAUAGCUGAGAUUUCCAUCAGCCCCCAACUGUUAUAUGAAAUCGGAAAGCUAGCUGCCAAAUUGGAUAAGACACUAGAGAAAUUCCAGCAUCCAAAGUUAAGUAGUCUUCGUCGGGAGAACUUCAUCUGGAAUCUGAAAAACAUUCCUCUUCUGGAGAAAUAUCUGUAUGCCUUGGACCAGAAUCAAAAUCGAGAGAUCGUUGAACAAGUCAUUCAGCUGUUCAAGAGUGAGGUGAUGACCAAAUUAACUGAUUUUCGAGAAUGUAUCAAUCAUGGAGAUCUUAAUGACCAUAACAUUUUAGUAGAGUCCAGCAAGUCAGCCUCUGGAGAUGCUGUAUAUCAAGUGUCUGGGAUUUUAGACUUUGAUGACAUGAGCUAUGGCUACUAUGUGUUUGAAGUAGCUAUCACCAUCAUGUAUAUGAUGAUUGAAAGCAAGAAUCCUAUACAAGUAGGAGGUCAUGUCCUUGCAGGCUUUGAAAGUAUAAUUCCACUGACAACUGUGGAGAGGAGUGCUUUGUAUCUGCUAGUGUGCAGUCGUUUUUGUCAGUCACUUGUCAUAGCUGCAUACUCUUGCCAGCUCCAUCCAGAGAACAAGGAAUAUAUCAUGAUUACUGCAAAAACCGGGUGGAAACACUUACAGCAAAUGUUUGAAAUGGGCCGUAAAGCUGUCGAAGAGAUCUGGUUUGAAACUGCCAAGUCCUAUGAAUCUGGGAUGCCCAUGUGACUAGACAAAUGCACAUUAACCUGAGCAAUGAAAAACUCGCUAGGACCAAAUCUAAUGUAUGAGUGACUUCCCUGCACAGCUAUCAGUGAGUUGGUGGAACAGAUCAGUGCACAUGAAAGCGCUAAGAUCUUCAAUGUCAUGACUUUUUUUUUUAACUUAACACUACAUGAGCAAACAUGUCUUUCAGUGAAUCUCACAUCUUCAAUGUCAUGACUUUUUUUUUAACUUAACGCUACAUGAGCAAACAUGUCUUUUAGUGAAUCUCACAUGGGUAAAGCACACAGGAUGAUAUUUUGAAUCAGAUGAUUUCUCAAGUCCUAUUCCAGAAACCUCCUCUCACCUCUCUGUUCUCCAGAUUCCUGCCGCACCGUCUUUCUAUGGCACAUCACUUGGAAUAGUGGACCAUGGCUACACAGUCAUUAGCCUGAGAGCUCUUUGAGGGCAAAGAUAUAUCAAGAUUUGUUUUUCCUUUUUUUUUUUUGGUCCUUUGUCCUUUCUUUUUACACCUGGUGUAGUGCCUUUCCACAGAAAGGUCUUUAAAAAUAUUUGUAAAAUUGAUGUGUUCUAGAAGAAAGUCUGGAGAAAAUAAAUCAUGAAUUAAGAUGCCUCAGAAGAAAAUACUGAUGGUAUUCACAAAAAAGUUAUGACUUGUUGAAGAGGGUAUUUGAAAUUGAAACUCCAGAAAUGGAUGCUAAAUGCAUUGGAACUGCCAAGAAGCAUAUAAAGACAUUCAAGAAAGGCCACUCAUUCCUGAGGUACCUAAAUAGUGUGGUUAAUUUUCAGACUGAUACUAAGAAAGUCCCUAAGCAGAUAUUUAAAUUCUCUACAAUUUAUUUCUCUUCAUAUAAAUAGGUAGUAUUGGUGAGCUGUAGCUCACUGUAUUCUUGACUUAAAUGAUACUACUGUAUUUCUUUCAUUGAUUUCUAUUCAUGUUUGCUUUAGUGUGAUUUAGUAAAUGGCUGUUUACUUAUUGCAGAUUUAACUAUAUGGUAUCUACAGAUGAUUCAGGACUAUAACCCUAGCCAUUCAAAUACCCCUUUCAGUAGUUAUCACUCUAAAUAUACGUAAUGGUCACUGAUUCUGUCCAUCUUCCUAUGAACUGACCAGUCUGUAUUCCCCAAACAGGUCUCUCUCUAAGUUUUCUUACCUCAUUCUUGUAUUCCUCUUUAAUUCCUCUUGCCCCCAAUAUCCUUAUCUAUUAAGUUGGGGUGAUAAUACUAGCUAUGUCAUAUGUUCAGAGGCUCCAGCAGCAGUAGAAAUUGCCUGGCUCACCCCCACCAUGAGCUGCAGGGAGAGCUGGGUUUGACAAGCCCAGUGUGAGCCAUGGGGAGAGAGGCCCCUGCUCUGGCAUGCUGGUCAUUCAAGCAUGUGACCUGCUAUUGGGUCCCCUGUGCUGCGUGCCCUACGCAAGACUAUCAAGCCAGCCCAGGGCAGAUAUUUCACACACUACUGGGUGGGGAUUUGGCUUUUGAAUACCACCCAGAAUUGUAAACAGACCAAUCAGAUUCAAGCUCCUACUGGUGCCAUUCAAGAUUUUGAGGCCAUUGAGGAAUUGUAAAUAGACCAAUCAGAUUUGAGCUUAACAUGGACCAAUCAAGUCUUGGAAAUGAAGCUGUAAUGGACCCCUCAGUCUUGACAGGUGGAUACUCUGAAGGGGAUAUAAGCUGAGGUUUCACAGGACUUCAGGGAGAACUUCCUCUGGACUUGACCUCUGCUAACCUUUGAGAUCUUUGCUUCAGACCUCCAGCCCUGCAUCUGACAUCACCUACUGACUGGCACCGUUGACCUAUGCCCAAGUUCUCUAAAAGAGCUGCCUGCCUUUGGCUUAUGUCCAGCAUCUCUAAGAGCUGUAAAACCGGCACCUGGUCUUCUGGCACCACUCACUGCUGACUUGUGUCCAACUAUCUCUAAGAACUAUCUGCCACUUCUGAUCCUCCUGUGCCACCUCCUGGUGAUGUUGCAUCUGGUUCUGUCCAUUCUGGCAUCUGGCAGUGUCAGCCCGUUCUCCAGAUAGGUGCUGUUGCAGCCGUGCCAUCUCAGCACCUGUGAUCACCUCCAGGUGCCAUUGUGAGUUGGAUCCUGGCCGACUGCUUAUUGGCAACUAGCUUUAGGCUCUCAUCAGAGGGACAAAGCCAUCUUGCACCUUUGAUUUGGACUACUGGAUACUAUCUGGGGUAGAACAGCCAUUUGUGGCCUUAGAAAUGUUUUCCUUUCCCUAAUUUCCCCUUUGUUAACAAACCCCAUUGUUAUUACACCCUGAUAUCGAGUCUGUCUUGCAGUUGUAAGCACAGUGAUGAGGACCCAUGAACUGUGAUAUCUCCCAGGCUUUGCAGGGUUUCACAUAGAGUUACCUACUGAGAAUAAUGCAAAGUGAUUAGCAUAGUGCUUGAUACAUAGUAGAGACUUGAUCAUUACUAAAUAAAGGAAACAUUCCUGGUUAUCCAAACUCAAAAUUUUGGAGUAUCUUUUAUUUUCCUCCCUCAUAGUCAGUUAGUGACUUUCAGGAAUUAGAAUUUAGAUCAGAGGGGCACAUGUUGCCAGUGAGUGGCCAUAGAAAGCAGGAGACUCAGCUGCAGGAGGGCAGAAGGAAGGAAGGGCAGCAGCUUGAACCCUCUCGAUCUGCUAGGGAAGCGGGUGGAGAACCAGGCCACCAGGAGCAAGCAUGUAUUUUCAAGAAGGCAGUGGUGGAGGCUAUAAUCCAGCUCCAGUCACUGUCGCCUUUCCUAGGUAGAGGCUGUGGUCAUUUCAGAGGCAGCAGUGGUAGAGGAGGAGGAGGAUUUGAACUAGGAGGUGGCCCAGGCUUUAACAAAGGCCAAGA
Messenger RNA from Talpa occidentalis (Iberian mole), 4150 nucleotides. RefSeq names its product hydroxylysine kinase (gene HYKK). The record is from RefSeq and is a predicted model, not a curated record. Bases 202 to 1332 code for a protein of 376 amino acids. Lineage: Eukaryota; Metazoa; Chordata; Mammalia; Eulipotyphla; Talpidae. The transcript has 6 exons. Gene Ontology annotation, molecular function: amino acid kinase activity.